Eutrema salsugineum is the source of this 3222-nucleotide messenger RNA. Its product is annotated as receptor-like protein kinase ANXUR1. The coding region runs from base 474 to 3038 and encodes 854 amino acids. Gene Ontology annotation, molecular function: transmembrane receptor protein tyrosine kinase activity; ATP binding. Gene Ontology annotation, biological process: protein autophosphorylation. The transcript is spliced from 3 exons. The record is from RefSeq and is a predicted model, not a curated record. Gene Ontology annotation, cellular component: plasma membrane; plasmodesma. Lineage: Eukaryota; Viridiplantae; Streptophyta; Magnoliopsida; Brassicales; Brassicaceae.
CUUUCCCAAGCAAUGUCUCGUGGUGUCUCGCACAUAGAUAGUUGUUUUGAUAAUCGUUGUUUCGGUUUCUGUGAAGCCACCGGCGUUGUUGCUGUUGUUCUGACCUCGGGAAGCGCCGGUCUUAAGAUUGGCAAUAAUAACAGAGAAUGAGGAAAACACCAACACCAGUAACCUCAUUGCACAGAAAACAUACCAGACAAAGCGAGAAAAUAGAAAAGGAAGAAGAACGACCACACGCUUUCAGUCUUGCCUGGUUUUUGCUUCUUGUUGAUCCAGGCAAGCCUUGUGUUCUGAGUUUUCAUGGUUAGGUCAUAAAAAAAAAAAAAAAGAACAGGCUUCCAGCUUUGUCUGCGGGCGUAAAAAGAGACGCCUUUCCGAUCUUAGUUCUUCAAAAAAAAAAGAAGCCUUUUUAUUUUUCUUUUUUAUUUCUCUCCCGUAGGCCAUAAGAGCAUCUACCCGUUGAUGUUUAAGCCAUGAACGGGGAAACUCGGAUCUUCUGUUCCCUCUUGUGUCUCUCUAUUCUCCUGGUUACUCCAACUAGAUCUAACGGUAAAGAUUUUGCGUUGAGCUGUGGGGCAUCAGAAGCUUCUACUGACCAAGACAAGAAAGAAUGGGAACCAGACACAAAGUUUCUAAAGACAGGAAACUCUAUCCACGCACCAGCUACGUAUCAAGACCCUUCACUUCUCUCUACGGUUCCUUAUAUGACAGCCAGAAUCUUUACAGCUCCAGCAACUUAUGAAAUCCCGGUUAAAGGAGACACAAGGCAUUUGCUUCGGUUACAUUUCUACCCAUCAACAUACACCGGCCUCAACAUUUCCAACUCCUACUUCGCUGUGGCAGCUAACGAUGUUACCCUUUUGAGCAAUUUUAGCGCCGCUAUCACGUGUCAAGCCUUGACACAGGCUUAUCUGGUUAGAGAAUAUUCUCUUGCACCCACCCAAAAAGAUGCUUUGAGCAUUACGUUUACCCCAUCAGAUAAGUACCCAGACACAUUCGCCUUCAUAAACGGUAUCGAGGUGAUUCAGAUGCCGGAACUGUUUGAUACGGCGGUUCUUGUUGGUUUUUCGGACCAGACAGUGGAUGCCAAGACCGCAAAUCUCCAGUCAAUGUUUAGGCUUAAUGUUGGCGGACAGGACAUCCCUGGAAGCCAGGACUCCGGUGGGUUAACAAGAACAUGGUACAACGAUGCGCCUUACAUAUUUAGCGCAGGUCUUGGUGUUACACUUCAAGCAACCAACAAUUUCAAGAUCAAUUACGACAAAAUGCCAGUCUCUACAGCUCCAGCAGAUGUGUACAAAACGGCCAGAACUCAAGGCCCAGACGGGAAUAUCAACAUCAAAUCCAAUCUUACAUGGCUGUUCCAAGUCGAUACAAAUUUCACUUACAUCUUGAGACUCCAUUUCUGCGAAUUCCAGCUCUCCAAGGUCAACCAGAAGGCUUUCAACAUUUACAUCAAUAACAAAACAGCGCAGGCAGAUGCUGUUGCCGCAGAUAUAAUCGCGUGGACAGGAGAGAAAGGAAUCCCAACAUACAAAGACUACGCGAUAUUUGUUGAUGCUAACAACGGAGGUGAGGAGAUUACACUUCAGAUGACACCAUCAACAUGGGCUAAACCGGAGUAUCUUGAUUCACAGCUUAACGGGUUAGAGAUUUUCAAGACGGACGCCAUGAAAAACCUUGCGGGUCCAAACCCGGAGCCAUCGCCUAUGCAAGCUGAGUCAGAGGUCAGAAAAGAAUUCAAGAACGAAAAGAGAACUGCUUUCAUCAUUGGCUCGGCUGGAGGAGUCGCUGCGGUUUUACUCUGUGCGCUGUGUUUUACGGUCUAUCAGAAAAAACGAGGAUACCAAGGAGGCGACUCUCACACAUCAAGUUGGCUUCCUCUAUAUGGAAACUCUACCACAUCAGGAACCAAAUCAACCAUCUCAGGGAAAAGCAACAAUGGGAGCCACCUAACCAAUCUCGCGGCAGGUUUAUGCCGCAGAUUCUCUUUACCCGAAAUCAAACACGGAACUCAGAACUUCGACGAUUCCAACGUUAUUGGAGUUGGAGGGUUUGGUAAAGUCUACAAAGGAGUCAUAGACGGGACAACCAAAGUUGCGAUUAAACGAUCAAACCCAAACUCAGAACAAGGGCUUAACGAAUUCGAGACGGAAAUCGAGCUUCUCUCCAGGUUAAGGCACAAGCACUUGGUGUCUCUGAUCGGAUACUGCGACGACGGAGGCGAAAUGUGUCUCAUUUACGAUUACAUGGCGUUAGGGACACUCCGUGAGCAUCUCUACAACACGAAGAAACCACAGUUAACUUGGAAACGAAGGCUAGAGAUCGCCAUCGGAGCUGCAAGAGGGCUACAUUACCUCCACACAGGAGCAAAAUACACGAUUAUACACAGAGACGUUAAAACGACAAAUAUCUUGGUAGAUGAGAAUUGGGUAGCGAAAGUUUCCGACUUUGGUUUAUCCAAAACCGGACCUAACAUGAACGGAGGUCAUGUAACAACCGUCGUCAAGGGGAGUUUCGGUUAUCUAGAUCCAGAAUACUUCAGAAGACAACAGUUGACUGAGAAAUCAGAUGUUUACUCAUUCGGGGUUGUUCUGUUCGAGAUCUUAUGCGCUAGGCCGGCGUUAAACCCUAGCUUGCCCAAGGAACAAGUGAGCCUCGGAGAUUGGGCGAUGAAUUGCAAACGGAAAGGGACUCUAGAGGAUAUAAUCGAUCCGAAUCUGAAAGGUAAGAUCAAUUCGGAGUGUCUGAAGAAAUUUGCGGACACGGCGGAGAAGUGUCUCUCCGAUAGUGGAUUAGACCGGCCGACGAUGGGAGAUGUCUUGUGGAAUCUCGAGUUCGCACUUCAGCUCCAGGAAACUGCCGAUGGAACUCGUCACCGGACUCCGAUCAACGGAGGAAGCUCAGAGGAUAUCGGCGGAGGAGGUAUGGUGGCGGUUAACUUGGGCGGCAGAGGCGAAGAUCACGACGUCAGUGACCUUUCCUCAGAGGACAACAGUGGAAUUUUCUCUCAGAUUGUAAAUCCUAAAGGACGAUAAGGCAAUUACAAACUUGAAGUGAUGAUAUAUCAUUUAUGAAUAAUCAAUCGAAACAUUUGUAAAGUUAUAUCCCUUUGUGAUUACAUUACAUGUACUCAACAAUCUGUAUUACAAUUCGUAGUUAGAAUUUUCUGAGGCAGUUUUUGUCGGAUGAGACCAAUAUACUAUUUUCUUUUUGAGUUUA